Messenger RNA from Adineta steineri, 1026 nucleotides. The record is from the annotation of a GenBank genome assembly. Lineage: Eukaryota; Metazoa; Rotifera; Eurotatoria; Adinetida; Adinetidae.
AUGUGUGGACGUUUUGCUUGUGGUUUAGCACCUGAUGUUGUACGUCGUUUAUCGACCUAUAUGAAUUCUCAAACACAAGAAACAAUUUUACCACCAUAUAUUGAUUUAAUGUCAUCAAUACAACCUUUUCGAACAAGUUGGAAUUUACCUCCAACUUCUACUUGUCUUUGUUUAAUUUCGGCUAAACAUCUCGAUGAAACAGAAGAUUCAGCAACACGAGUUCUUUGUUCAAUGCGUUGGUCACUUGUUCCACAUUAUCAUAAAGGCAGUUUAAAUGAAUAUAAACCUAUUCUAAACAAUUGUCGAGUAGAAACAAUUGAAGAAAAACCAACAUUUAACGUACCAUUAAAGAAUGGUAGACGAUGUGUUAUUCUUGCCGAAGGUUUCUAUGAAUGGAAGCAGAAUGUACCGAAAACACCUUAUUUUAUAUAUGAAACUGAACCAUUGAUUAAUGAAAAACAUUAUCCUAAUAUAGAUACUGAUAAAAUUCUUGAAAAAAUCGAUAAAGAUAAUCAAGGAAAAUUACCAUUAUUAGCAAUGGCUGGUAUUUUUGAUAUUAAUCGAAAUUGCGAAACUGAUCCAUUAUAUUCAUGUACAGUUUGUACAGUAGAUGCUAGUGAAACAAUGUUAAAUGUACAUGUACGAAUGCCGGCUAUUUUAACGACACAACAAGAAAUUGAUCAAUGGCUUGAUUUUGGCCGAUAUGAUACUGAAAAAGUUCUUCCAUUACUUGUAUCACAUAAUGAUAUUCAAAUGUAUCGAGUCACACCAAGUGUAGGUUCAACAAAAACAAAUGAUAUGAAUAAUAUUCGUCCAUUUAUUGCCGAUCAAAACAAUAAAACAAUUUCACCAAAUCGAAAUACACUCGAUUCAUUUAUUAUCAAAGGAAAAUCUUUUGAAGAACCUACAUCGAAAAAUGAUAAUAUUAAAAAAACCAAAAAGACACCUACAAAACGUGGUCAAAGUUCAAUCGAAGAUUAUAUGUUUAAGGAUACAAAAUCAGCUGGAAAACGAUUUAAAAAAUAG